Molecule: messenger RNA, 210 nt
Organism: Lachancea mirantina
Lineage: Eukaryota; Fungi; Ascomycota; Saccharomycetes; Saccharomycetales; Saccharomycetaceae
Source: the annotation of a GenBank genome assembly
AUGCCUGGUAUAAUAACGAGUAGAGACGAAUGGACUAUUUCACUGCAUCCAAGAGAAUGUUUGGCGGGUAACAAACCCAGAAACUCAGUACCCCACCCUCAAAGACAUGUUCUUUUCCCACCGAUUGUGAAAGCACAAUUUAUAGUAGGAUCCGAAGAGUACAUACCGCUCCUUCACGAUGGAAUCAAGGACACUGACGAAAUGAUUUGA